This is a messenger RNA of Tachyglossus aculeatus (Australian echidna), 3242 nucleotides long. It is a transcript of the gene ILF3, whose product is annotated as interleukin enhancer binding factor 3. The coding region runs from base 239 to 2362 and encodes 707 amino acids. Gene Ontology annotation, molecular function: double-stranded RNA binding; single-stranded RNA binding. Gene Ontology annotation, cellular component: precatalytic spliceosome. Lineage: Eukaryota; Metazoa; Chordata; Mammalia; Monotremata; Tachyglossidae. The record is from RefSeq and is a predicted model, not a curated record. The transcript has 18 exons.
UUGCAGUCCGCGCUGAGCAGGCCGGCGCACCGCGUGGUUGGAGACCCUGCCGCGGGGGGGGCUCUCUCGCUAGAGGAGGAGGGGGCGGCGGCUCUUGCUGCUGCUGGCGAGAGAGCACCGACGAGCUAAAAACUGAGGCUUCGAUACCUGUGCGUUAAGGAAGGCUGCUGAGUCCUGCCUUCUGGAAGCUUAGAAGGAAAACGCUCUCUGACAUUACAGCGAGACCCAGGAAGUCAAAAUGCGGCCGAUGCGCAUUUUUGUGAACGACGAUCGCCAUGUCAUGGCCAAGCACUCCGCCGUGUAUCCGACCCAGGAGGAGUUGGAGGCUGUGCAGAACAUGGUGUCCCAUACGGAGCGGGCACUCAAGGCAGUGUCCGACUGGAUUGAUGAGCAGGAAAAAGUUGGUGGGGACCAGACUGAAUCAGAUGCCAUGGAAGUGACCCCUGAGGAAGAAAACAAGGAGGGAGGGGAGCAGAAGACUGAGCAUUUAACCAGAACCCUCCGGGGGGUGAUGCGUGUGGGGCUCGUAGCCAAAGGGCUGCUCCUGAAGGGAGAUUUGGAUCUGGAGCUAGUCCUGCUGUGUAAGGAGAAGCCCACAACCACUCUCUUAGACAAAGUAGCUGACAAUCUGGGUGUCCAGCUCACUGCGAUCACCGAAGACAAAUACGAAAUAAUCCAGUCUAUCGGCGAAGCCGCGAUUGUAAUAAAAAACACAAAAGAGCCCCAGCUCUCCCUGACCAUCCACUUGACCUCUCCCGUGGUACGCGAGGAAAUGGAGAAGCUGACAGCUGGAGAAACGCUAUCAGUCACCGAUCCCCCGGACGUUCUGGACAGGCAGAAAUGCCUUGCUGCCUUGGCGUCCCUUCGACACGCCAAGUGGUUCCAGGCCAGAGCGAAUGGGUUGAAAUCCUGUGUCAUAGUCAUCCGGGUACUGAGAGACCUGUGCAGCCGGGUUCCCACUUGGGCCCCGCUCCGAGGCUGGCCCCUGGAGCUCCUCUGCGAGAAGUCGAUCGGAACGGCGAACAGACCUAUGGGCGCCGGAGAGGCCCUGCGCAGAGUGCUCGAGUGCCUGGCGUCGGGCAUCGUCAUGCCAGAUGGUUCUGGCAUUUAUGACCCUUGUGAAAAAGAAGCCACUGAUGCUAUUGGGCAUCUAGACAGACAGCAACGGGAAGAUAUCACACAGAGUGCUCAGCACGCCCUGCGGCUCACCGCUUUCGGCCAACUUCACAAAGUUCUGGGCAUGGACCCUCUGCCUUCCAAGAUGCCCAAGAAACCAAAGAACGAGAAUCCUGUGGACUACACGGUCCAAAUUCCCCCCAGCACCACCUAUGCCAUGGCCCCAAUGAAACGUCCCAUGGAGGAGGACGCAGAAGAGAAGUCACCCAGCAAGAAAAAGAAGAAGAUUCAGAAGAAAGAGGAGAAGUCGGAGCCGCCUCAGGCGAUGAAUGCCCUGAUGAGGUUGAACCAGCUGAAACCCGGCCUGCAGUACAAACUGGUUUCCCAGACCGGCCCUGUCCACGCCCCCGUCUUCACCAUGUCCGUGGAAGUGGACGGCAGCACGUUUGAGGCUUCUGGACCCUCCAAAAAGACCGCCAAGCUCCAUGUGGCUGUCAAGGUGCUGCAGGACAUGGGCCUGCCAACGGGCGUGGAAGGCAAAGAGGUGAGCAAAGGCGAAGACUCGGCCGAGGAAAACGAGCAGAAACCUGUCAUCAUGGCUCCUCCGCCUGUCGUGGAGGCGUCGACAGCUCCCAAUGCUGCCUCCUCCCCGGCAGAUCAGGCCUCUGAGAACGUCAAGCAGCAGGGCCCGAUCCUGACGAAGCACGGCAAGAACCCCGUGAUGGAACUGAACGAGAAGCGGCGGGGGCUGAAGUAUGAGCUGAUCUCCGAGACGGGCGGCAGCCACGACAAGUGCUUCGUCAUGGAGGUUGAAGUUGAUGGGCAGAAGUUUCAAGGUGCCGGCUCGAACAAGAAGGUGGCCAAGGCCUACGCUGCCCUUGCGGCCUUGGAGAAACUCUUCCCCGACGCCCCCAUGGCCCUCGAUGCCAACAAGAAGAAGCGGACGCCUGUCCCCAUCCGGGGCGGGGCCAAGUUUGCCUCCAAGCAACACAGUCCUGGCUAUGGAAUGGGCGGGCCCAUGCACAACGAGGUGCCCCCUCCCCCCAACAUCCGGGGCCGGGGCCGAGGCGGGAACAUCCGGGGCCGGGGCCGAGGCCGAGGUGGAUACGGAGGUGGCAACCAUGGAGGCUACAUGAACGCCGGAACCGGGUAUGGGAGCUAUGGCUACGGCGGUAAUUCAGCAACAGCCGGCUACAGUGACUUUUUCACAGACUGCUACGGCUAUCAUGACUUUGGGUCUUCCUAGAUCAUCUAAAAAGUUGCACACAAAACGAACUUUUUACUCCACAAUUUUCUCAACUCCAAAGCCCAAAGUGUGUGUCCGUUGUCGUGUCCCGCUGCUCCACUGGUCCGUGGCUUCCCACCCACCGCAGCUUAGCCUUCGCGACUAUGAGACCGUGGCUGCUUUUUUCUUGAGAUUGGCCCUUUGGAGCGUGGUUCUAUCGAUGUUUGCAGCGUGGUGGGGCAUGGGGGGGGUACUUAAAACAUUUCCAAAAGAACAUCUUUGGUGCAGCAUGGCACAAAAUUUUAAAUUCAGCUUUGUUUCGCGUCAAGGCCAAAAAAGAAACCCACCGUUGCUUUUCUCUGGAAAGCAUUACUUUAUUUGAGAGAUGUGACUGGAACACUUCAAUUGACCUUUGUUCUGAUUUACAGUGGAUUUUGUAUGUUAAACGUCUUCACCAGACCCCCACCUGCUCCCCCCCCCCCGUCGCCCCGUCCGAAUUGAUUUCCCUGGUUGAUGCCUUUUGACUGGCGUGAGAAAGCCAUUGAAGAUUUCCGAGUCUAGCUCAGCUCAUGUCGAAGUAUGCUGGAGAUGUGAUUCCUAUGUGGAAUGAGAUGCUAAAUGAAUCUCCAUCUGUGUGGCUUACCACUGCUUCCCCCUCACUUCUAUACACACACACGCACGCACACACACCCCAGUCCUGGUCUAAAUCAUGGUCUUUCCUGAGGUUUUGUCUCCUGUAAAAAUCCCGGGCACCACAAUCACUGUACAGUUAUGGAUCACAUCUGAAAAAUGCCCCGUGAAUAUUUCUUUCAGUGGGUUUUACUCUUCAACUGUAAUCCAUGGGUCUAAAGCACGACUGUUUGUUUUUUUCCCUGCUAAGCAAGCUGGGGGUGGGGGGGAG